AUGUCGACGCCAUGUCGACGCUUCGACGACUACGCUGAAAAGACGCCAACAGCUAUCUUCAUCAUCCACGCUGCGGACUCAUACAUUCUCCUCACAGCCAACCUGGAUGAUGUCCACAGCAUCGUCAAAGAACUAGCUCAGUCUCCUGUCUCCGAACAGAUCGAGACCAUUCUGCGGCGGGCCUACAACCAGUUCCAGAAGAUGGACUUCCAGCAGCUUUUGAAGAGAGAUCGGGAUCAUGGUUAUUAUGAUCAAGGCCGCGGCAGUGGCGAAGGACCACAUCAACGCAAAUCACAAUACGUGGCGGGAAUCGGCGAACCGCACCGCCGCCAUUUUGAAGCGCCAGUCGAUGCCGCGAAAGCGUUAGAUGAAACAAAAGCACCUGUAGACAUUGAAAAUAAAGAUGAUGAAAAAGAGGCUGAAAUAGAGGCUGGAAAGGAGAAUUAUUACAUCAAAUCCAUCAAUAAGGUCUUGGAUACCGUAAAUUGA
Molecule: messenger RNA, 489 nt
Organism: Amyelois transitella
Lineage: Eukaryota; Metazoa; Arthropoda; Insecta; Lepidoptera; Pyralidae
Exons: 3
Coding region: 1-489 (162 amino acids)
Source: RefSeq, a predicted model, not a curated record